This is a messenger RNA of Amphibalanus amphitrite, 2775 nucleotides long. RefSeq names its product piRNA biogenesis protein EXD1-like. The coding region runs from base 677 to 1987 and encodes 436 amino acids. Gene Ontology annotation, molecular function: nucleic acid binding; 3'-5' exonuclease activity. Lineage: Eukaryota; Metazoa; Arthropoda; Thecostraca; Balanomorpha; Balanidae. The record is from RefSeq and is a predicted model, not a curated record. The transcript has 4 exons. Gene Ontology annotation, biological process: nucleobase-containing compound metabolic process.
CUAAAUCAUGUUAAUACCCUCUGUUUGUCAUAUGAAUGCAUUAUUUCGUGGAUACUUUUGGCUGAAAAAUGCCUAUUCCUUUGCGCCUCAAAUGUCACAGACGCGUCACAAGGUGACUGAACAGUCUGCCAGCCAGCCUGAACCAGACGCUCCUGGACUAGUCUCUUGGGCAAUGGACCAGACUGCCCCUCAGCUGCCGGAGAGUGCCCUCUUCAGCACCGUGCUCUACUAUGUCCUGCUGAUACUGGUGGUGCCCGUGGCCUCCUUCUUCAUCUCCAAGAGCGUGCUGUUUGAGCUGGUGCUGCGCCUGGAGACCCCCACGGCCACCCUGUGCUCCACCAUCGUCGCCGUGGUGGCCGUGCACGUGACGCUCGGGGUAUACGUGGCACGCGCGUUCCGAGAGCCCAAAGACGGAAAGCGUGACUAGAGGCUGAAGAACACCCAAGGGACUUUUUGAUAGUGAAGUGGGAAAAGUGAAGCUUGUUCAUGAUUUGACAGUGCUGCAGGUGCAGACUUCUCAUUUAUCAUCCAUCCUUAAAACCAUUCCAAGAUAAUCUAGUUACAUUGUCGUCUUGACCCGGCCACUCCCGUGAAGAUCUAGGCUGUGAACCCGCCACGUGCUGGCGGAGGGUGCUGUGGUGCGUUUUUACCGUGAGAGACUUACAGCGACACCGCGAUGGAUGGCUGUUUCGAGCCGGGCCUGAUCGGCUGCCGGGUGCGACUGGUCGCCGAGGAGGGCGAGUACCGCGGCACCGUGCACGCCGUCAACCCGCGUGACGCCUCCGUCAGGCUGGUCGGCGUCACGUUCCAGUGUGGCGGCCGCGAGGAGUCUCUGCGUGGCGUGCAGAAGUUCGUUCACGGCGACGUACGGAGCAUCAGCGUACUGGAAUGCGGGCCGGACGACUCUGCCGCCGCCCCCACUGCCAGGUCAGCCGUGGCACCGCAGAAGGGCCCUCCGCCGCCGGCUGGUCGUGAUUAUCAGGUGCUAGACCGCGGCUCGCGAGAGAAGCCCGUGUUCUCCCAGAAACUGGUGGACGACAGCCUGCUUCUGUCCCAUGUCGCCAUCGACGACAGCGACGACUCGUCGAGCGCGGAGACGGGCCCGGGCGAGCAGCAGGCGCGCCGGCCGCGCGCCGCCUCUCCGCCGCCGCUCCUGCCGCGCCCAGAGGGGUACGCGCUGGUGGAGACGGCCGAGGAGCUGGAGGACGCGGUGUCGUUUCUGAGCGGGCAGACCAACAUCGGUCUGGCGGCGGAGGGUGUCCUGCUGGGCCGCGCCGGCCAGCUCAGCCUCGUCUCGCUGGCCUGCGAGGAGUUCGUGUUUAUCGUGGACGUACCUACGUGCGGCGGUGCGGCGGCGCUGCGCCUGCUGCAGCCGCUGCUGGAGAACCGGCGUGUCGGCAAGGUGGUGCACGACAGCCGCGGCCUGUCGGAUCUGCUCUGGCACCAGGCGCAGACGCGGCUGGUGAACGUGUUUGACACCCAGGCGGCGGAGGUGUACCUGUACCACCGUCACUUCGGAGCCAUGCCCGAGUACGUCAGCAACGUGGCGCACACCCUCGUCACUCGGCUUGGUCUACUGCCGCGACAGGUGUUCUUCCCCCGGCACCGCCAGGAGCGGUUGCGUCAGGAUCAGGCCGUCUGGAUGCGCCGGCCGCUGCCCGAGUCGCUGCUCGAGGCCGCCGUCAAGAACGUCGUCUACCUGAGGGAACUGCGUGAGAAGCAGCUGGAGGGCAUGAUGAGCACCUUCGUCCGCUGCGUGGACGUCUUCCUUGACUCGGUCCGGGACUGUGAUGAUGAAGACGCUGCCGCAGCGCCGAACGACACUCACCGUGUUCCCGUGGAGGUACAGCGGAUUCUGGAGGCUCCCGCUCGUCAGACACGUGCUCGGCCGGACGACGAAAACCCUGGCGUGGUGCACAACGUUCUGACGCACCUGGACAGCGGCAUGCAGUUUACGAGAAACGUGUGGCGCACAGAGCGACCCUAGACAGUCCUGAGCGUCUUGGAUAGGCGCCCCGGUCUCGAGCGUGCACUGAACACCCCUAGACGACGCCAAUCGCCCCUAGACAGACGCCCUGGACGCCCCUAGACGAGCGCAGCGGCUGAGCAAGUAGCACGGAACGCAGCCAGAGCUUCUCCUUGGCCAAAGGUAGCGUAGUACGAUAAACUAUUUAAUCCUGGGCGUGAAUUGAUUCUAGAAGUGGUACGGUGAAGGAUAUGUUGCUGAUUUUUCGGUGUGUCAGACGUCCAGUACUGAGACAAGGCCUUGUCGUCCGCGACCCCAAUGUGUCACGACGGUCGGCGUGCGUUGUUGUCUGUCCGCCGUCGCCGACUGGUGGAACAUCAGUCUGAUAUCCGGGCGUUGGCCGGGUCUACUGUCUGGCAUAACAUCAGUCCGCGCUGGGCGUUGGCCGGGUGCUCUCACUGUAACAUCAGUUCGCAGUCGGGGCGUUUUCGGCGCUGUGACGGUAAACGAUUGUCUGGCCACUGAGGCGUGACAGAUGGCCCACAUUUUCGACAGGUUUUGAUCUAAGGCCAGCAGACGCUAGCCGAUUUUCAACAGGGUUGUGAUUUGGAUAGCCGGGGGCGUUGGGUUCAUCUUGAAACGGUUUCGCUGUUGGCUAAAGUAGCGUGUGUGAGCUGAGGCGCGUACGCCGGCGGGCCUUUCCCGAGGAGUCCAGUAAUGGUGUGUAAGCGGUGUGUGUGUGUGUGUGCGUAGCGUUUUUAAAGCGUUUAUAGGAUCCAAGGUGGAAUCAAUACAUUACAUCAAUGAUA